Molecule: messenger RNA, 1457 nt
Organism: Leptopilina boulardi
Lineage: Eukaryota; Metazoa; Arthropoda; Insecta; Hymenoptera; Figitidae
Gene: mad2
Product: mitotic spindle assembly checkpoint protein MAD2A
Exons: 3
Coding region: 118-756 (212 amino acids)
Biological process (GO): mitotic spindle assembly checkpoint signaling
Cellular component (GO): kinetochore; cytoplasm; nucleoplasm
Source: RefSeq, a predicted model, not a curated record
UAUUCCCAUCCGUGAUAAUAAAAACAGAAUAAACAGUAAACACACUCAAAAGACUAAAAACAAGUUGUGUAUAUUAUUAUUUCUUUGAUUUUCCUAAAAUAAAUUUUAAUUUUAAUAAUGACGGCCACUCAGCACAAAACAAAAUGUAUAACUUUAAAAGGAUCAGCUGAAUUAGUGAAGCAAUAUUUAACCUAUGGAAUCAAUAGCAUACUCUAUCAACGUGGAAUUUAUCCUCCAGAAACUUUUGAACCGUUAGAACGUUUUGGUAUAUUUUUUCUAAUGUCAAUUGAUGAAAAAAUUAAAACUUUUUUGGAAACCGUUCUUGGACAAGUUCAAGAAUGGUUGGAACAGAGAAAAAUUCACAAGAUUGCUCUGGUCAUCACAAAUGUUAAUACAAAAGAAGUUUUAGAAAAAUGGGAUUUUAAAGUUGAAUAUGAAAACGAUUCACCGAAUGGUUCUAGUAAUAAUGGAGAAGAAAGAAAAUUGCCAGAAGUUGGAACAAAGGAUAUAGCUAUAAUUCAAAAAGAAAUUAGAGAAGUAAUUCGUCAAAUUACGGGUACAGUAAGUUUUCUACCUUUGUUGGACUGUCCAUGUUCCUUCGAUAUUUUAACUUACACUGUUCCGGACUGUGGAAUUCCAAAAGAAUGGGAUGAAACUCAACCUGCCUUUAUUGCUAACAGUCAAGAAGUUCAGCUCAGAACAUUCUCCACAUCUCUUCAUAAAAUGGAAACCAUUGUCAGCUACAAAAGUUGUUAAAUAUCAGAAAGAAAUGUAAAUUACUUUACUUUUGAUACAUAUUUAAUUGUAUAUAGUUACAAAUUUUUACUUAAAAACUUUUGAUAGACAGUACGUAUUAUGCUAUUAUUAUUAUUAUAAAUCUAUUUAUCAUAUAUUUUGCACAAUUAACUGAUUAAUGAAUUAAUGAUUGAAAUUAAUUAAUUAAUUAAAAAAAAGAAUCUUCUUGAAUCAUAUUAUAAAUUAUUAUUUCGACGCCUCCCGUUGAUAAAAUGCUUAUUCAGUUCUCAAUAAAAUAUAAUUUUAACUUCUAGAUUGACAUAGAAUUUAUUAAAUAAAUUCUCUAUUGAAUUAGACUUAAAAAUUAUUCAAUCGAGUCUUCAUUUUUAUUCAUUUUUUCUACCAAAAGCAUCAAAUAUCUACUUAAAGAAUUAUGAAUUCAAAGAAUUUAAAUUAAGUUUUAUUUUUUAUCUUUAACAAAUUAUUACUUUUUUCCUUAUUUUUAAAUUUUGUAAGAUUAAAUUUUAAAAAUAAAAACUCGAAAUUUAGAAUUUUCUACGAUUUUAAAAGUUUCGAAUCUUAUUUUGAACUGUUAAAUAUUAAUUACAGUGAACAACUGAAAAUCAAAUAAUAAUUAUGUCAGGAGUAGUUGUUAAAGAACAUUGAAAUUUUGUAUAUUAUUCAAAAGUCGAUUAAUAAAUUAUGUGAACAAUUUUUUUAAA